AUGGUGUUCGCCGGCAUGGGGGUUGGCAUGAGGAGUGCUGUCUCUUGGACGUCCAUGAUCAAUGCUUGCUGCGAGAAUGGGCGCCCAGCCGAGGUGUUGGGAGUGUUCGAGGAGAUGAGUAUUGCUCGUGUCAAGGUCGAUGAGGUCAUCCUGCUUGCCGUCAUAUCGGCAUGCACAAAGCUGGACUGCACGUCGGGUUUAGGCAACUGGGUGGAGGAGUCUGCCCUCGACAGUGGGUUCUUGCAGAACACCAGUGUCGCCAAUGCGCUCAUACACAUGCAUGGUAAGAUGGGGAGGGUGAAGAGGUCGUGCGAGAUAUUUGAUGCAAUGGGUGCUGUGAAGACAGUGGUUUCAUGGACAGCCAUGAUACAAGCACUGGCCAUGAAUGGGCAUGGUGUGGCUGCCCUUGUCCGGUACACGCAGAUGCUCAGAGAAGGGUUCAUGCCUGAUGAGGUUAUCUUCUUGAGCGUGAUCAAUGGCUGUAGCCACUCAAGGCUAGUGAGCGAAGGGCACCAACUGUUCAAGUCCAUGAUCGAAGAGUACCACAUCACGCCGUGGAUGGAGCACUAUGGUAGCAUGGUGGACCUGCUGUGCCGAGCUGGGUCGUUGGACGAGGCAUUUGAGUUCGUCCUGGCCAUGCCUGUUACGCCUGAUCCUGUAAUAUGGCGUGUCUUGGCCAGCGCUUGUCGGGACCAUGGGAAUGCCAGCUUAGCAAGGAGGGUGAUGGAUCAUGUGAUCCGCAUGGAGCCUGACCAUGAAGGGAAUUACGUUCUGGCGUCAAACUUGUAUGCUGCAGAUGAGGAUUGGAGACGUGUCGUAGAUGUUAGGCUGGACAUGGGAGUGAGGAAAGGGACUUCAACGGCUGCUGCUGCCGUGUCUUCCGUUGAAGUCAGUGGUGAAUAA
Messenger RNA from Miscanthus lutarioriparius, 903 nucleotides. The record is from the annotation of a GenBank genome assembly. Lineage: Eukaryota; Viridiplantae; Streptophyta; Magnoliopsida; Poales; Poaceae.